GUGCAGCCAUUGAAAGUGAAAGUACACGUUUUACAAUAACAGGAUAAUUUGUGGGUUUAAUUAUUUCUUUAAAUCUGUCUAUCCUUAUAGACCCAUUGAGUAACCAGUAUUCUGUCUCACUCGUAGAUCAGAUGGGCAGCAGUUGAUCGCUGUAAGGCUCAAUCUCUCUUAAACCGAUGGAGGUACAUCGAGAUCUUUCACCUCCCUCCGCAGCAGGAGCUCCAGUGUGGACUAAUGCAUCCUCCGCAAUUCCCAACCAAACCUUCCCUCCUCCGAUUCUGUUUCCGACGGAGAACUGGACCGGCGGCCGAACUCCGGAUUAUGCGCCGGGAGUCGCCGGGAUCCUCAUCCCUCUCGUCUACAUCGCUGUGUGCGUCGUGGGUCUGAUCGGAAACACUCUGGUCAUCCACAUCGUGCUGCGAUAUUCCCAGGCGGAAUCGGUGACCAAUAUCUACAUCCUGAAUCUGGCGAUCGCAGACGAGCUCUUCAUGCUGGGCCUGCCGUUCCUCGCCGUUCAGAACGGCCUGCUCUCCUGGCCCUUCGGAUCGCUCAUGUGUCGCCUGGUCAUGACCGUAGACGCCAUUAACCAGUUCACCAGCAUCUUCUGUCUGACGGUGAUGAGCAUCGACCGCUAUCUGGCUGUGGUGCAUCCUCUCCAGUCCUCUAGGUGGCGCCAACCGCGUGUGGCCAAAACGGUGAACGCCACCGUAUGGGGCGUUUCUUUUGUGGUGGUUUUGCCUGUGGUUGUGUUCGCUGGAGUUCUGCAGGACGACGGGAACUGCAGCAUCGUGUGGCCCGAGCCGGCGGAGGUUUGGAAAGCGGCGUUCAUCGUGUAUACCGCGACUGUUGGGUUCUUCGGUCCUCUGACGGUCAUCUGUCUCUGCUACCUGCUGAUCGUGGUUAAAGUGCGCAGCUCCGGACGAAGAAUCCGCGCCACGUCGAUCCGCCGCCGGAAAUCCGAACGCAAGAUCACGCGAAUGGUGGUGAUCGUCGUGGCCGUGUUCGUCUUCUGCUGGCUGCCGUUUUACGUCUUAAACAUCGUGAAUCUGCUGGUUCUCCUGCCGGGAGAGUUCAGAGGGCUGUAUUACUUCGUCGUGGUUCUUUCUUACGCCAACAGUUGCGCGAAUCCCAUUCUGUACGGUUUUCUCUCGGAUAACUUCAAAAGAGGUUUCCGGAAAGCCUUGUGCAGAUCCUCCAGGCGUGUGGAAAACCGGGAUCAGCCGCAGGGAACGGGAAUGGUUGCGUUACCGCUAGAGGAGAUCCGGAGAGAACUGGAUCCGAAGGAGCAUCUGAAGGUGAGCGAAGUAGAAGAACACAACACCGACCAUGAGAUGACGAAACUCCGGAACGGAUGUCGCGAGGACAGCGGGAUAGCAGACGCCGCUGCCGGAGGAAUGGAUGGGCGAUGUGAGCGCUCCAUCAGCCUGACCUCUGACCCCGCAGCUGUCCGUAAUGGAGCGCGGCGGACACACGAACACCUGCCGGAGAACAGUGACGACAAACGCUCGGUCCUGGAGAUCAGCUGUGUGUAAUGAGAAAUGUGAAUGUUCAUUUAUGACAAUUAAAUGCAGAUGAUUUGGCAACACCGUCCAUUCAACACUGCCAACUGUGACCAAUCAGCUCAAAGAAAACACAACCUUUGCUCCUAUUCUUUAUUUAGAUGUCCAUCUGUGAUGUCACUGACUAUGUUUACAUGUGCACCAAUAAUGUGAUUUCCAAUAAUCAGAGUAAGGACUUAAUCGUCGUUUACAUGGCAUAAGCAAACCUCUUCACUCCCGUUUACAUGCAAUUCUCAUUAUUCUGAUUAUUUGCUAAGAAGUGUGAUAAUUUUUACUGCCAUCAUUGUUCUCUCUUUUUCACAAGAAUGUCACGAGUCAAGAAGUUCCAGAUGCCAAAUUCAGACUUUAUUGACUGAAACAACAAAGUCAAGAUGCCUGCGGAUCAUCUAGCAAUUACAUUUGCAAUUUUCUUUUUUAUAAAGUACUUUCCACCCUGUUUAACCAGUGAGUAGCCAAAUCACAUAGCAACUCCAAAGCAACCACCUAAACAACUACAUAUCAACUCCCUAGCAAC
This is a messenger RNA of Sinocyclocheilus rhinocerous, 2073 nucleotides long. RefSeq names its product somatostatin receptor type 5-like. Gene Ontology annotation, biological process: neuropeptide signaling pathway. The transcript has a single exon. The record is from RefSeq and is a predicted model, not a curated record. Gene Ontology annotation, cellular component: neuron projection; plasma membrane. NCBI's taxonomy places the organism in Eukaryota, Metazoa, Chordata, Actinopteri, Cypriniformes, Cyprinidae. Gene Ontology annotation, molecular function: neuropeptide binding; somatostatin receptor activity. Bases 177 to 1532 code for a protein of 451 amino acids.